Neoarius graeffei (lesser salmon catfish) is the source of this 6180-nucleotide messenger RNA. It is a transcript of the gene vwde, whose product is annotated as von Willebrand factor D and EGF domains. Gene Ontology annotation, cellular component: cell surface; extracellular region. Gene Ontology annotation, biological process: anatomical structure development. The transcript has 32 exons. Gene Ontology annotation, molecular function: signaling receptor binding; calcium ion binding. The record is from RefSeq and is a predicted model, not a curated record. The coding region runs from base 1 to 5139 and encodes 1712 amino acids. Lineage: Eukaryota; Metazoa; Chordata; Actinopteri; Siluriformes; Ariidae.
AUGAGAGCCGAGACUGGGCUGCGGUUUCUCUGCCUGGCUGCGGUUCUUUACACCGCGCAGUCCGUGGAACCUCCUGAGUGCAAUCCAGGGGGUCACAUGGUUUUGCAGAACCCGUACCGGAGCACAAGUUUUAGCUCUCAGCAGCUUCUCCAGUCUGGCCUGCAGGAGAAGCUGAUCUGUGACCACUCACUGACACCUGGCUGGUAUAAGCUCCAGAUCUUUGAUAAACCAGCUCAAAUGCCCACCAAGUGUGUGGAGGUGAAUCACUGUGGUACCCAAGCUCCAGUGUGGCUUUCUCUUGCUGAAGGGGAAACUCUACCGCACCCGAUGGAGGUUAAGAGGCUAACUGCUUGUGCUACCUGGCAGCUGUUCAGUAGGCCCAAGAAGGAGUGCUGUCUGUUUCGAAUGCCUGUCUCUGUGCGUAACUGUGGGCAGUUCUAUGUGUAUCAGCUCCAGCCUACACAGGGAUGUAUGGCCUACUGUGCUGAGGAAAUCUCUGAUUCCACGGAACCAGUCUGUGAACCAGAGCACAGGAACAGAGAUGGAAGUUGCAACGAUAAACAACCUCCAUCUCCAUCAGUACCGGAGAUCGUGGCUGAGCUGUCGGGUCCCAGCAUAUUGUUGAAGUGUACAUUUGAUGGCCAUAGUGUUAACAGCUCUCUAGGAUUUGUGGUAACCUGGUGGCGUCUUUCCCCAAAUGGAAACAAAGAGGAACUCAUGCAGGAGACAACCUUACAGACUUCAGCCUUUAUCGAGCUGGAUGGUAUCAACCUUCGGCUUGGAGACAGGAUCUUUUGUAGUUGCUCCAGUUUCUUUCUAGAUGCCCCAGACAGACAGAGUCAUGCUGUGGAGAGUGCAGAGUUCUUUGCAGGGAUUCAACUGCAGCCCAAACUUGCCUCCAUUUUAGAGGAUGGAAAGGAGCAUGAACUGGUCAUACAGAGCACUGUUCCUGUACCCUGUCUUUCAGAGACAUGCACUCUUCUAUUACAGCUUAGAACCAGCAGCCAAGGUGAGGAGGUGCUGGGUCCUGAUCUGGUUCUGUCUUCCUGUGAGGUGAAGCUGUCUCAUGCUCCAUGCCAAAAGGAAGUGUGCAGCCAAGCACUGCUUCACUACAGCGCAGUGACUGAUAUCAGCAAGGAUGGAGACAGAAGCACUGAGAUUUCCAUCAAACCUAUAGUCAGCACUGAUUUUCUCUGGAAUGGAUAUACACCAGAAAGUGUGCAGAUCACCGUGAAGGAUAUCCUACCUGCUUACUGUUACAUUUUCACUGAUCCUCACAUCAUAACAUUUGAUGGCAGGAAGUAUGACAACUUCCAUAUAGGCACAUUUGUGCUGUACAGGAGCACAAUUCGGCUUUUCGAAGUGCACGUGCGCCAGUGGGAGUGUGCUAGUACAACAGCCCACCCCACAUCCUGUGUGUGUGGCUUUGCUGCCAGAGAUGGAGCUGAGGUCAUCUCCUUUGACAUGUGUCAUGGAUUGGCUGGAGAAACAAAGCCACGCCUCUUAGUGAAGAAUGGAGACCUGGCAAAGAGUGGCAUUCGGAUCACUGAGUCUUACCAGGGUCGCAAAGUCACUCUGACAUUUUCUUCAGGCGCAUUUGUGCGAGCAGAUGUAGCUGACUGGGGCAUGAGCCUGACUGUGAUGGCCCCUGGCUCUGAUCAGAGCCACACUGAGGGUCUCUGUGGAACCUUUGAUGGACAGCCACUCAAUGACUAUCACAGAGCAGGAGGGGAAACUUUAGAAGACAGUAUUUCCUUUAUUAACACAUGGAGGCUUGCACCAAGCAGUAGCUUUUUUGACAAAAUUCCAGCCUAUGAGAGUAGAAUGAGCUUCCGCCACUUCUGCCACUGUGAGAAAGAACCACAUCAGUUAAACCUCAGAGCUCGUCUUCCUUCCAGCCCUUUCUCCUGCUCUCGUUUGGCCCAUUUUCGCACCCCUUCUAUAAUCCCUGCUCGGGAUGUCACAGCAGAGUAUAUCAGACCCAUCAAACAUUUCACAGGUAGCGCCGGAAACCAUGCCAAGGCGCACCAAGAUGAUACUGAAACCCAGAAUCGAGGAAGGCUCCAGGACCACAAACAAGCUCCAUUCUCUCCUGCCUAUCAGAGUGUAAGCCAGUCAGACCAAGAGAGCUUUAACUAUUUCUUCCCUGAAGAUCAGGUUCUAUCCACACAUCCUGAAUUACCAGCACCAACGUGGCCUACUGAGUCUGGCCUGACAGAGGUGGAUGCACAGCAGCUGUGUGGUCAUGCCUUGUACAACUCCACUGUGGCGCUUGGCUGUGUUGGCCUGUUGGACAAGGUGAUGGAAAAAGCACUGGAGAUGUGUGUGGUAGACCAGCAGCUGAAGGAUGAAAGAACCUGGCUGGGAGCCACUGUGCCCCUUCUGGAGAAUGAGUGUGAGAGGAGAGUGAUGCAAGAAGAGGGAAGAAGAGAGGAGCUCCGGGAUGUAUUCACCUUCCUUAGGUGCCCGAACCUUUGCAGUGGCAAUGGACAGUGCACUGAGCGUGGUUGCAUGUGUUUUCCUGGGUUUGGCUCAUAUGACUGCAGCCAGGUCUCUGAUCAGAUCCCAGAGAUCACAGAACUGGAGGGUGGAGGGCUCUGUGAUCUUAAACACAGCUCCUGUUCCACUGUUAAAGUUGUUGGGAAAGGCUUUAGGAAUGCAUUUGAACUGAAAUGUGAAGUCAUGAAGGAGAAGAUAGUAGAUGGCGAGUGGUCACUGAGUGAUCCUGUGAUGGUUCCUGCGUUGUUCCUCAGCUCCUCUGCUUUAGAGUGCCAGCUCCCUGUUGACGAUGUGCACUCUGCAGGUGUCCAUCACCCACCUGUCACUCGCUGGCAAAUCAAGGUUUCAAAUGAUGGCUACAGCUUCAGCAAUGCCAAGAUAUUCACACUGUUUGAUGGCACGUGUCAAGAGUGCACACACAGCAGUGGGGUUCAGUGCACUUUAAAGAACAGCAGCUGUAACAUUGAUGGUCAGUGUUAUGGAGAAAGUGAGCGCAGUCCCAGCAGCCCCUGUCUCAUCUGUCGGCCCGAUCUCUCCAAGUACACCUGGUCUGUUAGUGAGAAAAACAAACCUCCGGUGUUUCAUUCAGAGCAAACCCACCUGCAGACAUUUUACGGGGAAAACUUUGUGUACCAGUUUGUAUCAACUGAUCCAGAAGGUUCUGCAGUUCUGUUCACACUGCUGUCUGGGCCCAAAGAUGCUGUUCUCUCUCCUGCUGGCCUGCUCAUCUGGAAAGCCCUGUCAUCCUCCCUCGUGACCUUUGAACUGGCUGUGAGAGAUGACUGUAAUGCAGAGACACAGGCUAUGGUAAAGGUCUCAGUUCGCCAUUGCGACUGCUACAAUGGAGCCUCAUGCGUGACCAACAUGAACUUCCCUCCUGGCAGCGGCGAGUAUCUGUGUGUCUGCCCAGCUGGUCUAGAGGGGGAGAAAUGUCUGGUUAAUGUGAAUGACUGCAAAUCAAACCCGUGUCAGAGAGGUGAAUGUGUGGAGGGACUGAAUUCUUUCACAUGCCUCUGCCCAGCAGGUUUUACUGGUGUGACGUGUGAGGAGGAUAUUGAUGAGUGUUUGUCAGCUCCAUGCUUCCCUGGGGUGCCUUGUACAAACACAUUAGGGUCAUUUGUAUGUGGAUCCUGUCCUGAUCACUUCACUGGAGACGGGAAAAACUGCAUCCGUAAAACAAGACACCGAGACCAUACAGGAGACCAAGGACUCAACCUCAGACACUUCAAACCCAACCUCGACCCAGCUCAAAGCCAAUGUUCCAGUCAACCCUGUUACCCAGGAGUCCAGUGCUUUGAGAGUGUGUAUACAUCUGCUGGAUAUAUCUGUGGUCCCUGUCCUCCAGGUCUCCAUGGUAACGGCCAAAACUGCAUGUCAAGACCAGAAAACAGGUUAACACCAGGCACUAGAGAAGGGAACAGACCUGAUGUCCUUUUCUCUUCAUCAUUCUCCAUUUCCUCCUCAUCUCAGAAAUCCACAGAAUCUUCUAUUAUAGCUGAAAGGCCUCUAUUUAACAAGAAGAUACCAUCACUCAUUGAUAGAAAGACUUCUUUAAGCCCUGUUAACCAUGAUAACAGUCCUACAAAAGCUUCUGGUUCUGGAGGUCAGCUUCAUGAGGAGGAUUCAGAGUCUGUGGUUGAAGAUGGCAGGACUUGCUCUGACUCUUCCUGUUUUCCUGGCGUGCCUUGUGAGCCUUCUGCCGCUGGACACUUCAAGUGUGGCCGCUGUCCCAACGGAUACAGGGGGGAUGGAGUCACCUGUAAAGCCAUGUGUCGUUAUCCAUGUGGUCAGAACAUGGAGUGUACUCUGCCUAAUACAUGCACCUGUAAAGAAGGAUACACUGGAUAUAACUGCCAUAUCGCUAUUUGUCGUCCUGACUGCAAGAACAGAGGGAGGUGUGUAAAGCCCAACGUGUGUGAGUGUCCUGCAGGCUACAGUGGACCAACCUGUGAGGAAGCUACAUGUGAUCCGCUGUGUCAAAAUGGUGGCAGCUGCUUGUCCAGAAACCUGUGCACCUGCUCCUUCGGCUAUGUGGGGCCACGGUGUGAAAUUAUGGUGUGUACCCGGCACUGUGAGAAUGGUGGGGAAUGUGUAUCUCCUGAAGUGUGUAAGUGCAAGCCUGGCUGGUAUGGACCAACUUGUAACUCAGCUGAUUGUAAGCCAGUGUGUCUGAAUGGUGGCACCUGUAUCAAGCCUAACAUCUGUACAUGUCCUCGUGGCUUCUAUGGAUCACAGUGCCAGAUAGCUGUGUGCAACCCUCCCUGUAAAAACCGCGGUCAGUGUAUGAGGAACAAUGUGUGCUCCUGUCCUGAAGGCUACACUGGCAAGAGAUGUCAAAUGAGUGUGUGUGAUCCGAUGUGCAUGAAUAAAGGAAAGUGUGUGGGUCCAAACACCUGUUCCUGUGCUUCUGGCUGGUGGGGGGGAAUCUGUAACAUCCCGGUUUGCUUACAGAAGUGUAAAAACGGAGGCGAGUGUGUGGGACCCAACAUGUGUCAUUGCCCUGCUGGAUGGGAAGGCAUACAGUGCCAGACUCCCACCUGCAAGCACAAGUGCCAAAAUGGAGGAAAGUGUGUGCUUCCAAACUUCUGUCAGUGUCGCUCAGGAUACACAGGAUCGACCUGCGCUGCCAAAACCAGAUGAUGAAAGAAGAACAGGAACCCAGAAACAUGAGGAGAUGGCGUUAUAUACACUGUCUCUACCCACCUCAUACAAAGUACAAACUCCACAGGAGUGGAUAUACACUACCGUUCAAAAGUUUGGGGUCACUUUGAAAUGUCGUUAUUUUUGAAAGAAAAGCACUGUUCUUUUCAAUGAAGAUCACUUUAAACUAAUCAGAAAUCCACUCUAUCCAUUGCUAAUGUGGUAAAUGACUAUUCUAGCUGCAAAUGUGUGGUUUUUGGUGCAAUAUCUCCAUAGGUGUAUAGAGGCCCAUUUCCAGCAACUCUCACUCCAGUGUUCUAAUGGUACAAUGUGUUUGCUCAUUGUCUCAGAAGGCUAAUGGAUGAUUAGAAAACCCUUGUACAAUCAUGUUAGCACAGCUGAAAACAGUUUAGCUCUUUAGAGAAGCUAUAAAACUGACCUUCCUUUGAGCAGAUUGAGUUUCUGGAGCAUCACAUUUGUGGGGUCGAUUAAAUGCUCAAAAUGGCCAGAAAAAUGUCUCGACUAUAUUUUCUAUUCGUUUGACAACUUAUGGUGGUAAAUAAAAGUGUGACUUUUCAUGGAAAACACAAAAUUGUCUGGGUGACCCCAAACUUUUGAACGGUAGUGUAUGUGUGAGAGAGACUCCAUGGCCUUACGUGUAUGUAACUGUUUAUAUGUUUAUGAAUGUGUAUCUCAGGCAGCAGACAAGAAAAGAAUGACUAACACUCGACAUUUUGCUUUUUGCUAUGAUCACACAUCUACAGUAAUUCUGCAGUUUCACUCUGCUGUUUUGUCACAAGGUGAGUGCAUUCAACAAAGUGUGUCUGCCAAGUAUACAUCUCACGAAAGUAUUUUCUUUUUCUCCAUGUUCAGCUGUUAACCUCGUCAGUUUUAUAAGCCGUACAGUAUAAUACGCACUGUUUAAGAGAAACCGUAAGGACGUAGUGUAUACAUGUGAGAGAGCACAGUGUUCUUACGGGUAAUGGUGACCUGGAACAGACUGAUGAGCUUUUCCUCUAUACAGGUACAUUUCUUAAAGAA